GGUAUCAAUACUGUCCGGAUACCUCUCGGUUUCUGGAUCGUGGAGCAGAUCGUUAACAGGGAGACCGAAUUUUACGCGGAGGGAGGUAUCGUAUACCUCCAAUCAGGGCUCAAGAUGCUCAGCGACGCUGGAAUUCAGGUCAUCCUCGAUCACCACGCGUUGCCCGGAGUACAGACCAGUGACCAGUCAUUUACCGGAAACUGUACGGACAAUGUCCAGUUCUACGCGAGUCCGACUGCCUACAACUACGAGCGUGCGCUAAUUUGGACGGCGGUCAUGACGACCCUUGCACAUCUCGAUCCGAACUUCAACACAGUCUUCGCCAUCGAGGCGGUCAACGAGCCCAUCAUGGACGCAGACGAGACUCCCGGGUACGGCUAUUUCCAGAAGAACUUCGUGGACACAGUGCGCGCGGUCGAACUCACAUUGGGCAUCCCCGAUCCAGGACUGACGCUUGACACGUCAAUCACAACGACCAACUUCACCGCAGCGCUCGGCCAGGUCGCCAGCACGACGACGAUCUUCAACACGAACGUCACCGAGGCGCUCGCCGCUGCGACACCGAUCCUGCUCGAGCUCGCGAUGCAGCUGUCCAUCCCGGCCAUCCUGGACACGAGCCUGGCAUCAGGCAUAGCAUCGCGCAGCACGCUGUGGACAACAUUCAUGGACGUCGACUGGCAGUACGACGACCCACCGAACCCUGCAGAUGCUGCUAUUGGGCCGCAGGGCUAUGACAAUCACCUCUACUACAGCUUCGGUGGCGUCGCUGACGCGAAUCCGACUGCCUACAUGGAGAGCAUCUGCAACCUGGACAGAGUGCAGGCGGAUGCCGUACAAGGCGACACACCGCUGUGGUUUGGAGAGUGGGGCCUUCCGACGCAGUUUGAUGCAACGGAUGCGUUCCUGUACAUGUGGGCGGACGCGCAAAAGC
Molecule: messenger RNA, 931 nt
Organism: Laetiporus sulphureus 93-53
Lineage: Eukaryota; Fungi; Basidiomycota; Agaricomycetes; Polyporales; Laetiporaceae
Product: glycoside hydrolase family 5 protein
Exons: 9
Biological process (GO): glucan catabolic process
Cellular component (GO): cell surface; extracellular region
Molecular function (GO): beta-glucosidase activity
Source: RefSeq, a predicted model, not a curated record